ACGACCCCAACUCGACAGCUGGACCUGAGGAGCAAGAUGUCCCUGAGGUCGUCGGGCGCAGAGUCAAAGUGCCAAUGGUCCAAGGUCAUGAUAUGGCUGGCGUGCUUGAUCUUGCUGUGGUCAAUGACCAAGUUUACGUCGUAAGUUGAUGAAUCUUCAAGCCAAGUAUGCCUCGCCCUUACUCUGCCUUCAGCCCCACGAGGACGGUUCUCUUGAACCGCUGUCAGACCUUGCUGUCGCCCCGUCAUUCUUUAGCACUUGGCCAUUCAGAAUUGCUAUGCGCCUGGCCAGAUCUGCCUUCUCGCACCUUCCUCCCAGUGUCCAAUCGUCCCUACCCGUUUCCCUUCGCGCACACCAACAACCUAUCGAAUCAGAGAGCAACACCGCUGAAGGCUUCGAUGUCUCACCUACGAAUGGCUCGACAUCCCGUAGUAAACAGAAGCCGCGCUCGCAAGGCACAGACACGCCAAACACGGCUACUUCCUUAUCAGACUCCGAGGAGGGAGAUGAAAACGACGAGACGCCAAACGGCAGUGGGACCGAGGCCAAGCCGAAAAAGAAGCGUGGACCAGGUAAAGCAGCAGGGAUGAGGCGGAGAAAGAUGGGCAUGAAAAAGUAGAUGUUCCGGCCUAGACGAUAGAGCAAAAUACCUGAUGAUCCUGCAUCAUAACGCAUGAAACUGAUAAUGUCACACCGAG
Messenger RNA from Kockovaella imperatae, 698 nucleotides. RefSeq lists its product as hypothetical. Lineage: Eukaryota; Fungi; Basidiomycota; Tremellomycetes; Tremellales; Cuniculitremaceae. The transcript has a single exon. Bases 149 to 619 code for a protein of 156 amino acids. The record is from RefSeq and is a predicted model, not a curated record.